Messenger RNA from Capronia coronata CBS 617.96, 3258 nucleotides. RefSeq lists its product as uncharacterized. Lineage: Eukaryota; Fungi; Ascomycota; Eurotiomycetes; Chaetothyriales; Herpotrichiellaceae. Gene Ontology annotation, molecular function: 3'-tRNA processing endoribonuclease activity. Bases 1 to 3258 code for a protein of 1085 amino acids. The transcript has a single exon. Gene Ontology annotation, cellular component: mitochondrion. Gene Ontology annotation, biological process: mitochondrial tRNA 3'-end processing. The record is from RefSeq and is a predicted model, not a curated record.
AUGCAGGAACAUCGAGAUGGCCUCAAAGGCGUUGGUAUCCGGACGGUUUUCCACCUGCAAAUCAUUACCACGCCUACUUCGGAUACGCCUGGCACCAGUGUUAUACUUCACUUCGACUCGAAGAGAUAUAUGUUUGGGGAGAUCGCCGAGGGCACGCAAAGAGCAUGCAUACAACGUGGUAUUGGUCUCCGCAAAGUUCGUGGGCUGUUUCUUGCGGGCAAGACGAAGUGGAACAAUGGCGGACUAAUUGGGCUUAUUCUGAGUCUGGCUGAUAUCCAGCAGGGAGAAAUUGAGAGCGAAGCCUCCAACAAGCGUCCGAGACUUCAUAUCCAUGCGGGUCCCAUGCAAAUGCAUUCGUUGGCUUGCGCCCGACGGUUCGUCUUCCGGACGGGUAUGCCUCUGUCGGUCCACGAGGUUGAUGCCCAACAGAGCCGCUUUGACGCAAACACUGGCCCGAUCCACGAAGAUGAAAACAUUCGGGUAUGGGCGCUUUGCGUCCAGCCUGAGCCUGAGAACAGCACCGCAUUAACCUCCACCACUGCUUCUGGACACAACUCGGAAGGCAGCACGGUUGACGUUUCGCAACUCGCACGAGACCAAACGCUGCGGAAGGAUGUGGUGAACAAUAUGUUUGACUCGGAGUGGAGGCGAGACCAGCUUUUUCAAUCCAAACUCAAAGAUGUUAAGCUGCCUGCAAUGGUGUGGGUAAGGAAUCCAGAAACGAAGAAGCUGGUCUCCUACACCUGCUUUGAUCCAAACAACACCGCUCCGUUGACGCCGGACACCGAGGUUCUGGUUCGAAACCCUUGGCCCGCUUCAACAGUCGAACAGCUCCCACCAGCAUCCGGCCUUUCAGAAGGCGUGUCGAUGUCGUACGUUGUCAAGGGGCAUGCACAGCGAGGAUCAUUCGACAUUGAGAAGGCCAAGAGCCUGGGCUUGAAACCUGGCCCGAUCUUCAAGAAGCUUGUUGCAGGCCUAUCUGUACAGACAGAGGAAGGACAGACGAUCACACCGGAGAUGGUCAUAUCACCAACACGUCCAGGGAGAGGCUUUGCUAUCUUUGACCUGCCAUCAGUCGACUAUAUACCGAGCCUCCAGCGACAAUUAGACAGCCGAGGAGAUCAACUAAUGGAAGGCUUGCAGGCCGCGAUCUGGGUGACUCGAGGAGGUGUCCUGUAUGAUGCACGAUUCCAAGCGCUACUCCAGAAACACAAAGGGAUCAAACACAUCAUCUCUGACCCUGAUCUUUGUCACGACUAUAUCGUCCACGACUCGAACGCGCUGUCAUCCCUUCGCUUGUCAAAGAUUGCUUCGGAAUUCUUUUCAGUCCCCCGAUCCGAUAAUCUACAUGGCUAUUGUCCCCAAGACCCGCAAAAGAUGCAAGAUUUCCUACGGGUGUUGGAGACGAAGGAGCACGGCUUGGAUAUCAUGCCUGCCAACCGAGGCAUGAAAGUGCACCUUGAGCCAAACUUCCUUGUCGACAAUAGUGAAGUCCCCAACGACCAAGAACUGAAUGCCCAGAACGUGUCUUUGGAACCGACAGUACAGGAAUUGUUACCAUCGGACAUGUCACCAUAUCACCGAUCCGACAAGGCAACAAUAUCACCGUUAGCACUGUCCGAACCCGAGAUAAUCACUCUAGGCACCGGAUCCGCGGCCCCUUCGAAAUACCGCAACGUGUCUGCCGUCCUCCUGCGCAUGCCUGACGGAAUGGGAAAUUAUCUAUUUGACUGCGGAGAAGGCACACUAGGCCAGCUGAGACGAGUAUACACAGCCGAGCAGCUGGACCAGAUAUUGUACGAUCUGAAGGGGAUAUGGAUCUCACAUCUUCACGCAGACCACCAUCUGGGGACAGUAGCCGUCCUCGAGGCUACGUAUGAAACCUGCCGGAGACUCUCGGAGCAAGGCAGACCACGCCCGUCUCCUCCAUGCCUGAUAUCCGAAGUCAACAUGAUCGAUUAUCUGGACGAGUACCAGUCCGUUACACGCAUUCCCACCGAGUCGCUGUGCACCCCCAUAGCCUGUCAUUGGCAUGAAGGGAUGUCGUUGCGUGGGAAGCCAUUCGAUUUCAGCCAGACCGACAUUCCCAUCAAGGAGCUUCGAACUGUCAAAGUGAAUCACUGUCAUGGAGCGCAAGCGGUCUCCGUCACGUUCCAGAACGGCUUCAAGUUCUCGUACAGCGGCGACUGCAGACCGAACGAGCGGUUCUGCGACAUCGGGGAGGACUCUGACGUUCUAGUGCACGAAGCAACGUUCGAUGAUGGCAUGGACGGCGACGCCAUGGCAAAGAAGCACUGUACGACCGGGGAGGCCGUCGGCGUGGCUUUGAGAAUGAAAGCCAAGAAUCUGAUCCUGACGCACUUCAGCCAACGGUACCAGAAAAUCCCGGUCUUAAGCAGUGUCAAGAUGCCCGAACACGUCCCGGAAGAGGACUUGGUGGACGAUGUCGACGCAGAAGUCACGACCGCGCCCGUCACGGCCGAGAUGCAAGUCGAUGUUAACCAACAGCCUACGAGUAUGUCUACGUCUGCACCUCCCGCCGGUCCGUCGACUUCGGCGUGGGUCGAACCCGACUCGGCUCGUGACCUGAACAUCGGCAUCGCCUUCGACCUGAUGCGCGUCAAAGUCUCGCAGAUCAAGACGAUGAAACCGCUCUUCCCGGCCAUCUCCAAGAUGUUCGAGCUCGAGGAGGAGAAGCGGGAGAAGCAACGGUUGGCGAUCGCCGCCGCGCUGAAGGAAGAGGUCGAUCGCAAAAAGACCGAAAAGGCCAAGGCGCAGCAGGCCAAGAAAGAGAAGGCCAAUAAUGGCCCGCCGAAGCAGAAGGGCAACAAUGAGGAAAACUCGAAGAAGAACAAUAAAAAGAAUAAACGGAAGUUGGAGCAGCAGGAACAACAACAGCAGCAGUCGACGACGGAGACGACGACGACGUCUGCCCUAGCCCCUCAAGCCGGUGAGCUGCCAAACGGCGAUCAGCACGCAGAUGAAGAGGACAGUGUGAAUGCUAAGCGUGUUCAGCCUCGGACCGAUGAAGACGGCAGCAAAGGCAGUAGUGCUGGCCAAGAGACGACGACGACAACGCCGACAGCGACAAUGACUAUCGUUCCGGCUAGAGACAACUCGGCUGCGAACGGCAAUGGUACCAUGAACUUGCCUGAGUCGACAGCUACAACUACCACCGAUACGGUGCAGGAAACGGCCGUGGAAGUGGAAGUGGAACAGGGCAGUCCCAAGAAGAGGUGUAAGACCACCCAUGACUAG